This is a messenger RNA of Choloepus didactylus (southern two-toed sloth), 2876 nucleotides long. Its product is annotated as zinc finger protein 596-like. The coding region runs from base 332 to 2002 and encodes 556 amino acids. The transcript is spliced from 6 exons. Gene Ontology annotation, cellular component: nucleus. Lineage: Eukaryota; Metazoa; Chordata; Mammalia; Pilosa; Megalonychidae. Gene Ontology annotation, biological process: regulation of transcription by RNA polymerase II. Gene Ontology annotation, molecular function: RNA polymerase II cis-regulatory region sequence-specific DNA binding; DNA-binding transcription activator activity, RNA polymerase II-specific. The record is from RefSeq and is a predicted model, not a curated record.
GGCAGUGACGCAGGUAAGAUGGCGACGGCUACUUAAGUGAGUCCGUUGCUCAGGCUCUCGUAAUUGAGCUCUCGUGAGUCCGUCGUUCCCGCAGGCCGCCUCUUUCCUGGUGGGAGCUGGUCGCUGACCUGGCCUGAGGGCGGAGAGCUUCCCAGAGGCGCGGCGGCUGCCUCGCUGGCCCCGGUAAACCCUGGCCGCCCUUGGUCUUCAGUGGGGCGGGGAGAGUGCGCUGGCAGCACCCGCGCGAGAAUACCAGCUUUGCUCACCUACUGCCUGUCUGGUUGUUGAGUGAAAAUCCAAAGGAAGAUAGCUGUCAGCUGAGCUAUUAACAAUGAAACCACAGGAGUUAAUGUCCUUCAAAGAUGUAGCUGUCGACUUCAACCAGGAGGAGUGGGCUUUUCUAGACACAUCCCAAAGAAAGCUGUUCAGAGAAGUGAUGCUGGAGAAUAUCAGUCAUCUGGUCUCAGUGGGAUGUGAGGUCUGCAAAUCAAAUAUGUUUUCCCAGUUGGCAAAGGGAGAUGUAGUGUGGAGAGAAGGAAUGGAAUUUCUCCAAAACCAUAGCCCAGGCAUGAAAAUUGCCUGUAAAAAGCAAGAGAUGAUAUUAAUGCAACUUAUCUACAGGAAGGACCAUUCUGAGGACACCUCAUUGAUAUCUGACACUCAGAAGAAUUCCUUUACAUGUGAUUACUUGCAUGAAGAUUCCACCCUCAGAUCCACAGUGACUCAACAUGCAUCAAUUCCCAUGAGAAAGAAACCAUCUUUAAGCAGACCACUUGGAAAAGUCUUCAGUGAUCAGCCUUUUAAUAAACAUAAGCAGAGUCACACUAGAGGUAAAUCCUAUGAAUGCCAUCAAAAUGCUACAGUCUUUAUUAAAUAUGCUGGCCACAAAGAAUACAAUAGAACUCAAACUGAAGAUAAACCAUACAAGUGCUUUCUAUGUGGGAACGCAUUCAUUGGAUUUACUGACUUUCGACAACAUGAGAAAACAAACACUGGAGAGAACCCUGAUGAAUGUAACCUGUCUGGAAGAGCCAUCAGUCAAUCUUCUAGUCAACAACAAAAUGAUAGUACUCACUCUGGAGAUAAACCUUAUGAAUGCAAUACAUGUGGGAAAGCUUUCAUUUAUUUUUCUAUCCUUAGAGUACAUGAGAGAACACACACUGGAGAGAAACCCUAUGAAUGCCAUCUAUGUGGGAAAACCUUCAGCCGAUAUUCUAAUGUUAGGCAACAUGAGAGAACACACACUGGAGAGAAACCCUAUGAAUGCCAUCUAUGUAGGAAAACCUUCAGCCAGUAUUCUCAUCUUAAACGACAUGAGAGAACACACGCUGGAGAGAAACCUUAUGAAUGCCAUAUAUGUGGGAAAGCCUUCAGUCAAUCUUAUUAUCUUAGACAUCAUGAGAGAACACACACUGGAGAGGAAUGCCCCGAAUGUUAUCUAUGUGGAGAAACCUUCAGUCAUUAUCCUCAUCUUAGCCAACAUGAGAGAACACACACUGGAGAAAAACCGUAUAAGUGCCAUAUAUGCAGGAAAGCCUUCAAUAGUUGUUCUGCCCUUAAACGACAUGAGAGAACUCACACUGGAGAGAAACCCUAUGAAUGUCAUAUAUGUGGGAAAGCCUUCAAAGAUUGCUCUACCCUUAAACGACAUGAGAGAACUCACACUGGAGAGAAACCCUAUGAAUGCCAUACAUGUGGGAAAGCCUUCAAAGAUUGUUCUACCCUUAAACGACAUGAGAGAACUCACACUGGUGAGAAACCCUAUGAAUGCCAUAGAUGUGGGAAAUCCUUCAUUGAUAUAUAUGCCCUGAGGCAACAUGAGAGAACUCACACUGGAGAAAAACCCUAUGGAUGUAAUCUGUGUGGGAAAGCCUUCACUCGACCUUCUAGUCUUCAACAUCAUGAGAGAACUCACACUGGAGAGAAACUCUAUGAAUGCAAUACAUGCAGGAAAGCUUUCAUUGAUUUUUUUACCCUUAGGCAACAUAAGAGAACACACUAAAGAAUCCCAAUGAGUGCCGUGCAUGUGAUAAAUCCUUAGUUCAAUAUUCUUAUCUUAAACAUGAGAGAAUGCAUGCUGGAGAGAAACCCUAUGAAUUCCACACAUGCCUUCAAUUAUUAAUAUUAGAGAAUGCACACUGGAGAGAAACCUAUGAAUGCCAUGUAUGUGGGAAAAUCUUCAAUAUUCUAAUCUUACAGAACAUGAGAGAACAAACAGCUGAAGAGAAACCUUAUGACUGCCCUACAUGUGGGAAGUCCUUCAGUCAUUGUUUUACCCUCAGACAACAUGAGAGAACUUAGUCUGCAGAGAAAACCCAUGAAUGUCAUCUAUGUAGGACACUUUUGCGCAUACUUCUGCCCUCAGGCAACAUGAGAGAAUGCACAGUAGACAGAAGCCAUAAGAAUGUCAUCUGUAUGGGGACACAUUAAUUUUUCUAAAUUUAGGUAACAUGAAAUUAUUCAAACUUGAGAGGAAACCUAUGAAUGUCAUCAGUUUAGGGAAGCAUUCAGUCAGUAUUCUCACCUUAGAUGGAAUGAGACAAGUCACACUACAAGUAUUGAAUAUGAAACAGAUUUCAACCAUAGUUUUAAACUUUAAACACAUCAGAAAAUUUACACACUGAAGAAAUGCUAUGUGAUCAAUACAGUAGUGUCUUUAGUCAUCAGUAAUAUUUUAGUUAAUAUAGGGAAACUUGUAUAGGAAUCCACCCAUAGGAAUAUCAUUUUUGUAGCAAAGUGUUAUUUGCUAAUGCAGCUGGAAUGCAAAACACCAGAAAUGGAUUUGCUUUUAUAAAAGGCAUCUGCUUGCUUCCAGAUUGCAUUUCAAAAUGACAUUCUUCAUAUAAAAAUGUAACUUAUGAGGGGUGACAAUGUGA